Messenger RNA from Oenanthe melanoleuca, 7405 nucleotides. RefSeq names its product neurexin 3 (gene NRXN3). Lineage: Eukaryota; Metazoa; Chordata; Aves; Passeriformes; Muscicapidae. The record is from RefSeq and is a predicted model, not a curated record.
AUGGGUUUCACUCUGCAUUCUAUCUACUUCACCUGGAAGGUGAGUUUGCUGCUGGGCUCCUUGCUGGGUCUCUGUUUGGGUCUGGAGUUCCUGGGCAUUCCCAAUCAGUGGGCCCGCUACCUCCGCUGGGAUGCCAGCACUCGGAGCGAACUCAGCUUCCAGUUCAAGACCAAUGUCUCUGCUGGGCUGCUUCUCUAUUUUGACGAUGGCGGCGUGUGUGACUUCCUCUGUCUGUCCCUGGUCGACGGGCGCCUCCAGCUGCGGUUCAGCGUGGACUGUGCGGAGACCACAGUGACCACGGACAAGCGGGUGAACGACAGCAGCUGGCACUUCGUGAUGGUGAGCCGCAGCCAGCUGCGGACGGUGCUGGUGCUGGACGGCGAGGCCAAGCCGGGCGAGGUGCGCCCGCAGCGCCAGCACAUGAACAUCGUCAGCGACCUGUUCCUUGGCGGAGUCCCGCUGGACAUCCGGCCCGCUGCCCUGACUCUCGACGGUGUUCUGAGCGAGCCUCCCUUCCAAGGAUUUAUCCUGGAUCUGAAAUACGGCAAUUCUGAGCCGCAGCUCCUGGGCAGUCAAGGGGUCCGGCUGGAAAUGGAAGGACUUUGCUCAGAAAACCCCUGUGAAAAUGGUGGCACUUGCUUCCUUCUGGAUGGUGAGCCACACUGUGACUGCUCAGCCACUGGAUAUGUUGGCAAGCUGUGUUCUGAAGAUGUCAAUCAUAUUCCAGGCCUCUCACACCUGAUGUUGAGUGAACAAGCGCGAGAUGAGAACAUGGCCACUUUCCGUGGCUCCGAGUACCUGUGCUACGACCUGUCGCAGAACCCCAUCCAGAGCAGCAGCGAUGAGAUCACGCUCUCCUUCAAGACGUGGCAGCGCAACGGGCUCAUUCUGCACACCGGCAAGUCCGCCGACUACGUCAACCUGGCCCUGAAGGACGGUGCUGUCUCCUUGGUCAUCAACCUGGGGUCUGGGGCCUUUGAGGCCAUCGUGGAGCCCGUCAAUGGCAAGUUCAAUGACAACGCGUGGCACGACGUUAAGGUGACACGCAACCUGCGGCAGGUGACAAUCUCUGUGGAUGGCAUCCUUACCACCACGGGCUACACACAGGAGGACUACACCAUGCUGGGCUCAGAUGACUUCUUUUACGUGGGAGGGAGCCCCAGUACUGCUGACUUACCUGGGUCUCCAGUAAGCAAUAACUUCAUGGGCUGCCUCAAAGAGGUUGUUUAUAAGAAUAAUGACAUUCGUCUGGAGCUGUCUCGCUUGGCACGGAUUGGUGAUACUAAGAUGAAGAUCUAUGGGGAAGUAAAAUUCGUAUGUGAAAAUGUGGCUACACUGGAUCCCAUCAGCUUUGAGACACCUGAGGCCUAUAUUAGUCUGCCUAAAUGGAAUACCAAAAGGAUGGGCUCCAUCUCAUUUGAUUUCCGAACCACUGAACCCAAUGGACUGAUCCUUUUCACCCAUGGCAAGCCUCAGGAGAGGAAAGAUACCAGAAGCCAGAAAAAUACAAAGGUAGACUUCUUUGCAGUUGAGCUUCUAGAUGGAAACCUCUACUUGCUGCUGGACAUGGGCUCUGGGACCAUUAAAGUCAAGGCCACCCAGAAGAAAGCCAAUGAUGGAGAGUGGUAUCAUGUGGAUAUUCAACGAGAUGGAAGAUCAGGUACUAUAUCAGUGAACAGCCGGCGCACCCCGUUCACUGCCAGCGGGGAGAGCGAGAUCCUCGAUCUGGAAGGUGACAUGUACCUCGGUGGGCUGCCAGAGAACCGAGCAGGACUCAUCCUUCCCACAGAGCUCUGGACAGCAAUGCUGAACUAUGGCUACGUGGGCUGCAUCCGAGACUUGUUCAUUGACGGGCGGAGCAAGAACAUCCGGCAGCUGGCAGAGGCGCAGAAUGCCGCUGGAGUCAAGUCCUCCUGCUCCCGCCUCAGCACCAAGCAGUGUGACAGCUACCCCUGCAAGAACAAUGCAGUCUGCAAGGAUGGCUGGAACCGCUUCAUCUGCGACUGCACCGGCACUGGCUACUGGGGCAGAACGUGUGAGCGAGAGGCCUCUAUCCUGAGCUACGAUGGCAGCAUGUACAUGAAGAUCAUCAUGCCCAUGGUGAUGCACACGGAGGCAGAAGAUGUGUCCUUCCGUUUCAUGUCGCAGCGUGCCUACGGGCUGCUGAUGGCCACCACCUCCCGGGACUCUGCUGACACCCUGCGCCUGGAGCUGGACGGCGGCCGCGUCAAGCUCAUGGUCAACCUAGACUGUAUCAGGAUAAACUGUAACGCCAGCAAGGGACCUGAAACUCUUUAUGCUGGGCAGAAACUCAAUGACAACGAGUGGCACACUGUCCGGGUGGUUCGGCGAGGAAAGAGCCUCAAGCUGAUCGUGGAUGAUGAUGUUGCUGAGGGCACGAUGGUUGGCGAUCAUACCCGCUUGGAGUUCCACAACAUCGAGACAGGGAUCAUGACGGAGAAGCGGUACAUCUCCGUCAUCCCCUCCAGCUUCAUCGGCCACCUGCAGAGCCUCAUGUUCAACGGGAUGCUCUACAUCGACCUGUGCAAGAACGGGGACAUCGACUACUGCGAGCUGAAGGCGCGCUUCGGUCUCCGCAACAUUAUAGCUGACCCUGUGACAUUCAAGACUAAGAGCAGCUACUUGAGCUUGGCCACCUUGCAGGCUUAUACAUCCAUGCACCUCUUCUUUCAGUUCAAGACCACCUCAGCUGAUGGUUUCAUCCUCUUUAACAGCGGUGAUGGCAAUGACUUUAUUGCAGUUGAACUAGUCAAGGGCUAUAUACACUACGUGUUUGACCUUGGAAAUGGGCCUAAUGUUAUCAAAGGCAACAGCGAUCGUCCUCUGAAUGACAACCAAUGGCACAACGUCGUCAUCACCAGAGAUAACAGCAACACACACAGCUUGAAAGUGGACACUAAGGUGGUCACUCAGGUUAUCAACGGUGCCAAAAAUCUGGAUCUUAAAGGUGAUCUCUACAUUGCUGGCCUAGCUCAAGGCAUGUAUAGCAACCUCCCGAAGCUUGUGGCCUCACGUGAUGGAUUUCAGGGCUGUCUGGCAUCUGUGGACUUGAACGGGCGUCUGCCUGACCUUAUCAACGAUGCUCUGCACCGCAGUGGGCAGAUUGAGCGUGGAUGUGAAGGACCGAGCACUACCUGCCAGGAAGAUUCCUGUGCGAAUCAGGGCAUCUGUAAUCAGCAAUGGGAAGGCUUCACCUGUGAUUGCUCCAUGACUUCAUAUUCUGGGAGCCAGUGUAAUGAUCCUGGUGCCACGUAUAUCUUUGGGAAGAGUGGAGGUCUCAUCCUGUACACCUGGCCAGCCAAUGACAGGCCGAGCACGAGGACAGACCGUCUUGCCGUGGGCUUCAGCACGACAGUGAAGGAUGGCAUUCUCGUCCGGAUCGACAGUGCCCCUGGGCUGGGUGACUUUCUGCAGCUGCACAUAGAGCAAGGCAAGAUUGGUGUAGUCUUCAAUAUUGGCACAGUGGACAUCUCUAUUAAAGAGGAAAGCACACCUGUAAAUGAUGGCAAAUACCAUGUAGUACGCUUUACCAGGAAUGGUGGCAAUGCAACACUUCAGGUGGACAGCUGGCCAGUGAAUGAACACUACCCCACAGGCAACACUGAUAGUGAACGGUUCCAAAUGGUAAAACAGAAAAUCCCCUUCAAAUAUAACCGGCCUGUAGAGGAGUGGCUGCAGGAAAAAGGACGACAGUUAACGAUCUUCAACACCCAGGCGCAAAUAGCCAUAGGAGGGAAGGACAGAGGGCGUCUCUUCCAAGGCCAGCUCUCCGGUCUCUAUUACAAUGGCCUGAAAGUGCUGAACAUGGCGGCAGAGAACAACCCCAACAUUAAAAUCAAUGGAAGUGUCCGACUCGUUGGGGAAGUCCCUUCCAUCUUGGGAACGACACCCACAACCUCGGUGCCCCCGGAAAUGUCGACUACGGUCAUGGAAACCACCACCACGAUGGCGACCACUACCACCCGAAAAAACCGUUCACCGCCCAGCAUCCAGCCAACAACAGAUGACAUUGUUUCUUCAGCUGAAUGUUCCAGUGAUGAUGAAGAUUUCAUUGACUGUGAACCCAGUACAGAUAAGAGUCUUUCCACUUCCAUCUUCGAAGGUGGCUACAAAGCACACGCACCCAAGUGGGAAUCCAAGGACUUUAGACCUAACAAAGUCUCCGAAACUGGUAGGACUACUACCACGUCUUUGUCCCCUGAGCUGAUCCGCUCCACAGCUUCGUCCUCGACUGUGAUGGUUCCCAAAUUGCCAGCCGGCAAAAUGAAUAACCGUGAGCUCAAACCCCAGCCUGACAUAGUCUUGCUUCCGUUGCCCACUGCCUAUGAGCUAGACAGCACAAAGCUGAAGAGCCCGCUAAUCACUUCCCCCAUGUUCCGUAAUGUGCCCACAGCAAACCCCACGGAGCCGGGAAUCAGACGGGUUCCGGGGGCCUCAGAGGUGGUCCGUGAGUCGAGCAGCACAACGGGGAUGGUCGUCGGCAUUGUGGCUGCUGCCGCCCUCUGCAUCCUCACCCUGUACGCCAUGUACAAGUACAGGAACAGGGACGAGGGGUCCUAUCAGGUGGACGAGACGCGGAACUACAUCAGCAACUCAGCCCAGAGCAACGGCACGCUCGUGAAGGAGAAGCAGCAGAGCUCAAAGAGCGGCCACAAGAAGCAGAAAAACAAGGACAAAGAGUAUUAUGUGUAAAAAAGAAUAAUUAUUUAUAUAUAAAUAUAUAAAUACUUAAUGAGAUUUAACUGAGAUAUCAGAACCAUUGCAGCGAACGAGAUGAUCGGGAGAUAUCGUUUGUGGGAAAAAGUAUUGGGAAAAAAUUUCAGCAGUGACUGUUAAUGUCUAAGUCAUCACUUGGAGUCAGCAAACUUUGCCCUAAUGUAUUAUAAAGCACACUAAGCGUUCUGGAGAUGGCGCGCACAGCUCUGCUCUGUUAGUGAACUUGGACAUCUCCAAAUCUCCUCCUCCGCUGAACUUUCUGCAAAGGUAGAAGACUUCAUGGCUUACUUGUUUCAUAUCUCCAAGUGAGUCUUUAACAAUGUUCGUGAUCCUUGACUGUAUCAAUAAUUUUUCAGUUUACUUAUUUAAAAAAAAAAAAACACCAAAAAAAAACCAAAAAAAAACAAAAAAAAAAAAAGAAGGAAAAAAAAAAUACAAACAUUAUUAAACAACAAAGACAUACUGAGCAAACUGAUCUGGCCGUGUCCAGCAUACAAAUAAUUUUUCGAGAUUGGAGGAGGGGAAUAAAAGAUUUUGGAGAUUGUUGGUUUUUUGGUUUGGUUUUGUUUUGUUUCUUGACUUGUUUUUCGUUUGGUUUCUUUGGUUACUUUUGGGUGAGGGAGGGAAGAGUGGAAUGGAAUGGUGUGGGGGGUGACCCAGGACAUGACUCGAGAAGAAAUCUCGGAAAAAAACUUCAUAGUAAAUAAAGAGAGACUAUUACCAUAUAUGAACUCAAAAGCUACCCAUGGUGUUUACUCUGCAUAUCUGGUUGUAUUGUCUCUAGGAUCCGUCAUCUUGUAGUUAAGUUGUUUGCUAACAAUGCAGUGAAAGUGUCUGAUGAGUGGUGCUGAGGAAAAUUGUCAUGGAAAGCUGGUUCUCUUGGAUCUGGCUCCAGUGUUUGCACUGAAGAACUGAAGAGCAGAUGGGUUUGGGUCUGUUCUGAUCAGUCAUUGGCUUUAUUUGAGUAUAGCACUCAGCGUGCAUUAGACAACCAAAGUAUGGUUAACGAGAUUCAGAGGUUCAAAAAAGAAUGCUUAAAAGUUAUUAACCAUUCUGAGCUGAAUAUACUGUGCAAAAAUAAAGGAGCCUUCCUCUGGGUUCUGGUUCUGUGACAUUGCAAUGCAUGCAAAAAAUAAUAAUAAAUCAGUUUAAUAUAGAGAUCAGAAAGACACCACUAGAGUUCAACUUGUGACAAGACCAAUAAAUGUCAGAAAAGCUAAACACUUGUAAAAGGAUGCAAAUUAAGUCAUUUUUUUUUGGCAUAUAACUGGUUUACAUAUGUAAUAUUUUAAUUUUGUAGCUUGACAUUUCAGAUCAUCUCUGUCUUUCCAUUUGUCCUAUUCUCCCUUUUCCUUCUCUUUUAUAUAAAAGAAAAUAAAUAAAGCUGCUGUGACACACAAAAAAUAAUAAAGAAGAAUUAAUUUAAUAAUAUAAUAUAUAUAUAUACACACAGAUAUAUUUAUCAUGGUAUGUUUGAUGGGACGGCUGGAACAGAAGUUCUGUUAUGGUCUUAAUGCAGAAUGAGAAUGUUCUUGAAGAACAGAGUAAAAAGAAACAGACAACAAAAGCAAACCUUAAAAUGUGAAGGGAGCGUGUGUUUUAGCUAUGUCACAGUUACCUGUGUCAAAAAAAAAAAAAAAUCCGAAAUUUUGUUUACAUAUUUUACUACUAUUUUUUUGCUAGUAUAAUUUCUAUAUGGAUACCCUGAUGGUGUACAUACUGUUUUAUGGUUAAAUUGGGAAUGUCUUAUGUUUUAUUUAACUUAUUUAAUUUGGUUGUUUGGUUUCUACAUUUUCCCAGUUCUUGUGAAAAGGAUUAUCUUACUGUACAGAACAAUAGUGAGGUGGUUUGACGGCCAUGCCUAUCAUGUGCAAAAAAGCAGAUGGAGAGAGAGACAGAGAGGGAAACAACAAAAACCAAGACGGGUUGAGAACCCUGGGAUAUCAGAAAUGAAAACCUUUGCUGUAUGCGGAUGAAAAUUAAUCAGCUGUUUAGGUUUAGAAAUCUACUCUUGCUGGUGUUUAUAAGUCGCAUGAAUAUUUGACUUUGAAGAAGUUUCAUCAGAUACACACACGCACAUGGGAACUUAACAAAAAAACCAGUCUUCUCAAACACUUAGAGAAGGCGCUUUCAUGUUAACAAAUAUUUUCAGUGCGUGUAUGUGUGCGUGUGUGUGGUGCGUGUGCGCGUGCGUGAGGUUGAGCUUUUUUCUUUUUUAUUUUUUAUACUAAAAAGAAAAAAAAAAAGACAGGUUUUAAAAAGGUAUGAAAGCACGAUUUUAGAUGACUUAACUGGCCGAAACUAUAUAAAAGUUGAUUAUAUCUUGAUGUCUGUAAAAGAUUGCUGUUCUUGGAGUCUUGGAGUCUUGUGAAAUUAUUUCCUGCUUUCUUUCUUCCUUUCCUUUUUGCUUUCCUUUUUUAAGUUAAAGGAAAUAUAUUUACACUUUCCUUUUCUGUGUAAGUUUCUAUUGGACAGUUUUUGGGAACAUGUGCAUUUCUGUAUGUGGGCUACUACCAUAUCCCUGUUGCUUUAUGGACAACCUGGAGAAUUUUAAUUUGAGUUAUUGUGAUGUUAUUGCUUUUUUUUCCUUUCUUUUUCUUCUUCUUUUUGAUUCUUUUUCUUUUCUUAGUUGCAUUUUGUUUAAAGAUAUGCUUAGCAAUAAAAUGUU